Lolium perenne is the source of this 1713-nucleotide messenger RNA. NCBI's taxonomy places the organism in Eukaryota, Viridiplantae, Streptophyta, Magnoliopsida, Poales, Poaceae. The record is from RefSeq and is a predicted model, not a curated record.
GACUGCUCCAAGUUACGAGAAUCGUAGUGCUGGCCAAGAACACAAAUCAAGCAGAUGGUUCCAUCAUGGACCGAGGCUGUGGCGCGCUGCCUGGUAGCAAGAUUUCUCAACCGAUUCGUAUCCAUCGGCAGCUUGACAUUGCUCGAAGAUGGAGGCAGCACGUUGAGCUUCGGCGAUUCCAGUGACGAAUGCCAAGUAAAAUCGGCUCUGCGAGUUCAUGACCCCGUGUUCUACUGGAAGAUCGCAACGGAAUCUGACCUUGGUUUGGCAGACGCCUACAUCAACGGCUGGUGCUCUUUUCUCGAUGAGAAAGAAGGCCUUCUAAAUCUUUUCCUGAUUUUCAUUGCCAACAGAGACAAGAGCAGUAGCAGCAUUGUCAGCAAAAGAGGCUGGUGGACACCCAUGAUUCUAACAGCUGGGGUGUCAUCUGCAAAAUAUUUCUUGCGCCACCUCUCGAGGAACAACUCCGUAACACAAACUCGUCGAAACAUCUCACAGCACUAUGAUCUGAGUAACGAUUUCUUCUCGCUUUUUCUGGACAAAUCGAUGACGUACUCCUGUGGAAUUUUCAAGAAAGAGGACGAAAGCUUAGAAGCAGCCCAGCUACAUAAACUGAGCCUUCUAAUUGACAAGGCUAAAGUCCAAAGGGAUCAUCAAGUUCUUGACAUCGGAAGCGGCUGGGGAAGCUUAGCGAUACAGUUGGUCAAGCAAACUGGCUGCAAAUACACUGGAAUAACUUUGUCGGAGGAACAGCUUAAAUACGCCCAGAGGAAAGUGAAAGAAGCUGGAUUAGAGGAUCACGUAACUUUCCUGCUGUGCGACUACCGUAAAAUACCAGCUCGCAAAUAUGACAGGAUCAUAAGCUGCGAGAUGAUCGAACAUGUUGGCCAUGAAUACAUGGAUGCAUUUUUUACCUGCUGCAAGUCUCACUUAACUGAAGACGGCAUAUUUGUCCUCCAGGGUGCCAAGCCAAGAUUGAAGCCAAACCCCGUCAACGAAAGAUACAAGAAGAACAAGAGAAGAGAAGGAAGAUCUCUUGUUGGUGCCGAGUACACCUCCGAUGAAGGAAGUGAUGAUGAGGAGAAGGUUGUGGGUGUGGCCGGUUUGGCUCUUGCCGUACCCGGGUCACUCUUCACCUAUGAUUACACCAAGGACUACUCUGACAACUCUGACAUUCCUAACAACAGCGGCACGUGUCUCAUGGUAAGAGGAUCUAUGGAGGACAAUCUUGACCUCUCCACCAUUCCCAAGAACUCUGACAUUUGCCUCAUGGCAAGAAGUUCGAAGAAUAAGAAGUUGAAAGAACAACUUGAGAAGGAGUGUCUCACACCUCCUACCAAGGGUAAGACCCUUGAUGAUGUUCUUGCUCAUCAAAGGGUGAGAGCUCACAAGCAAGGCAUUGGGUACAACCCAAGGAAUGACAAGAAUGGUGCCACUCCACCGACCAAGGUGAACUGUGUGCGAGAAGGGCACAAGGUGGAUGGCAAUGCUAAGAAGGCCGUUGUGAAUGGGGGAGUCACAAGGGGCAGCCCCAAUCGCAAGUUUGCGGGGAAGAACAACCCAUCUUAUGUGCUAUUAUAUGAUCUGGAUGUUGAUGUAGUCCUGUCUACUAAUACUGCUAAUUCUAUGAAGACUGCAAGAUAUGUGGUGCCGGCUAGACGCCAAGAAUCUAUCGAGCAUGAUUCUAGCAAUGACGGUGAGGUGAAGAAAGAG